Poecilia latipinna (sailfin molly) is the source of this 1426-nucleotide messenger RNA. It is a transcript of the gene atp1b2b, whose product is annotated as ATPase Na+/K+ transporting subunit beta 2b. The transcript is spliced from 8 exons. NCBI's taxonomy places the organism in Eukaryota, Metazoa, Chordata, Actinopteri, Cyprinodontiformes, Poeciliidae. Bases 311 to 1195 code for a protein of 294 amino acids. Gene Ontology annotation, cellular component: sodium:potassium-exchanging ATPase complex. The record is from RefSeq and is a predicted model, not a curated record. Gene Ontology annotation, molecular function: ATPase activator activity. Gene Ontology annotation, biological process: intracellular sodium ion homeostasis; intracellular potassium ion homeostasis; potassium ion import across plasma membrane.
AUUUCUGCACCACUCAUCAAAACUCUGCGGCAUGCAGACUAGAGCUUGGGGGGAGGGCACUUAUUAUUAGGUCUGUCCUGCUGCUCUCUCAUCAGACAGGCCACUGUACAGUUUUUUUACUUUCAUUUCUAACCAUCUGUUUUGCACUGGGCGUUCGGGUCCAUCACUUCUUUGUUUUAUAUAUAUAUAUAUAUAUAUAUAUAUAUAUUCCUUAUUUGUCUUACCGGGCAGUUGUUGCAACCUUUCCUGUAGAACAAUUUCAGCGCAACUUCUAGAGGCGAGGGAAAAACACAAAUAAAUUUAGGACAAGAUGGCAAAGGAUGGAGAAAAAAGCGAAUGGAAAGAGUUUCUGUGGAACCCGAGGACCAGGGAGUUUCUGGGCAGAACGGCGAGCAGCUGGGGUCUCAUCAUUCUGUUCUACAUAGUUUUCUACCUCUGCCUGGGGGGCCUGUUUGCUCUUACCAUGUACAUCAUGCUGCAGACCCUGGAUGACCACAAACCCACUUGGCAGGACCGCCUUUCCACACCAGGUUUAGUGAUUAGACCCCGUCAGGACGAAACCUUCGAGAUAGUUUACACCAUCCAGAACACCGAGAGCUGGGACAUGUACGCUCAGGCCCUGGACAGGUUCCUGUCACCUUACAACGACUCCAUCCAGGCCCAGAAGAACCACGAGUGCACUCCGGAACAGUACUUCCUGCAGGAGGACAGCGGCGAUGUGAAGAACAACCCCAAGCGCUCCUGUCAGUUCAACCGAACCAUUCUGGAAGCAUGCUCUGGACUCCACGACCGUUACUAUGGAUACCAGGAGGGCAAGCCGUGCAUCAUCAUCAAGCUGAAUCGGGUGAUUGGAUUGAUGCCAGGAAAGGACGGACAGGCUCCGUCUGUCACCUGUGGCGCAAAGAAAUACAGAGUUGGCAAAGAUGAAUGGAGAGAUGACUCUGACAAAAUCGGAGAGAUGAUUUACUUCCCUUCAAACGGCACUUUUGAUCUAAUGUACUACCCUUACUAUGGCAAGAAAGCUCAGGUGAACUACUCCCAGCCUUUGGUCGCUGUCAAGUUCCUUAACAUCACUGUCAAUCAAGACGUCAACAUCGAGUGCAAGAUCCACGCCAACAACAUUCCCACUGGAAAUGAAAGAGACAAGUUUGCUGGUAGAGUGUCAUUCAAGCUGAGGAUCAACUCUCAAAACUAGCCUGGCCCCAAAUGAAAACUUUUCUCCCCCUGACACCCUUCCCCCCAUCCCCCCCACAUCUUCUGCACCACUGCACAUACACUGAAAAAUAAACCUGCAGUAUUCACAUCCUUCACGUGGUUCGAUUGCACCCUGCUCCAGUUUUCUUCUUCUUCUUCUUCUUUUUUUUUUUUUUUUUUUUUUUUUGGGGGAAAGGGGAUUGUGCGACAGGGUAAAUUGAGCACGAGAGGG